GUAUGUAUAUUUUACCAAUGUUUUGGCUACUAAAGAUUUGGUAGCUGCUUUUACUAAACUAUUUCUUCAGUGUAAUAUUGUUUUAUGGCUCUCCCCUCGUUGGGAUACGACGCAUUCUGGGCUUUCGAUGGCGCGAUUUACCUGAUAGUGCUGAAUGGAAUGAUAUUUUAUUUUUUUUAUUUAUAAGUUUGAUUAUUUAAAAAUUUCGUGUAGCGCAAACAAUGCAUUGUUCUAGUUAUUACCCGAAUUACUACAGCAUUGAUGAUGUGAUGGUAACCCAGGAGCGAAUACAAUGUUUGACUUUGCGUGAAGUUUAUCAGAUGGGAUUCCUCGAUUCAUCUCAAAAACUGGAACAUUUGGAGAAAAAUGUACAGCUCGAGCUACCGCUUUGGUAUCUUUUGCUUCAAGACGAGCGGAAUGCUUUCGUUAAAAUAAAUAUUCCGGAUAUAUUUACCGCAGCCUAUAAGGAAAUAUAUAAAGCGGACGCAAGCUAUGUUGAGUUGGGUAAGCUAAAUAAAUUCUACUAUGAGCUUGGAAUGUACAUCACAAAGUUUGAGGCUGAAGACGGUUUGGCUGAAAUGUUGUUUGAUGCGGCUCAAAAAAGAGUCUCUGCCAUUAAGGAUAUGUGCAACAAUGUGUCCAGCGAGAAUCUUAUAGACAACAAAAAUUUGGAACAUUUGGAAUGCAUUCUUUACGAAGUCGGCAGCAGAAGCCACAAGAUGUACUCAGACUGGUUACAGGAGAAAUCGGUUAACAUUAAAUCAACUGAGCUCGUUACGAACCACAGAAAAAGAAAGCGUGAUAUUUUAGAUGACGACGAAAGUGAAUCGCAACCCUCCCAGAGACUUUCUACAUAGGUUUUCAGAAUAUGUUUGUAUUGCUGCUCAAAAACAACGAAAUUACAGUGGGCUACACAUGA
Toxorhynchites rutilus septentrionalis is the source of this 919-nucleotide messenger RNA. RefSeq names its product DNA replication complex GINS protein PSF3 (gene Psf3). Lineage: Eukaryota; Metazoa; Arthropoda; Insecta; Diptera; Culicidae. The coding region runs from base 222 to 857 and encodes 211 amino acids. Gene Ontology annotation, biological process: mitotic DNA replication initiation. Gene Ontology annotation, cellular component: GINS complex. The record is from RefSeq and is a predicted model, not a curated record. The transcript has 3 exons.